AUGGCUAUGAGUUCUUCUUUGGUCGGUUCGUCUAGACUUGUGGAUGUGGGUGGUGGUGACUCUCAUGUUCCAAUGAGCACUACCGACAACUUGGAUCCGAGUUUGGCUGGUGGCUUUCGAGUGAUCUACGAUCGAGAAACACCAUUUGAGCUCCGAAUCCAGGGUGCCGACAAUACACCUCAACAAAUUGGAACUCUUGAAGCCAUCAAAGUUAAAAUCCUGGUCAUGGGAAUUGACACGGAUAUUCACGUAGUUCGAGUAGAGCUCUCUACUGAAAGCGAUCUCUUUUUCUUGUAUACCCACACGUGCGAUUUGGAAGGCUUCCAAGCGAUGCAACAACAACAGAAGCUUAUGGUGGACUUCACGGACUACGCCAACGUGCUAAUUCGAAUGCUAAAUAAUUGUAUUAAAGAACCUCACAACCACCUCGCAGUGUAUCUUAUGCAAGCUGAUGGCCGAGCACGACUUGACUUUAUUCAGAACAUGGAGUACAAAUUUAUUGAGCUGCUCUCGGUUGACUUUAUUCGUGCAUGCGAGGAUUCCAUUCGUCAGCACAUUAGCUUUCGUUACACUUCUAUGAAGUCACGUCUUCAAGUGCUGCAGACGCGGCUUCAUGAAGUUAACAGCAUCGUCAAGACCAAGAAUCCAUCGCUGUUGUUGCAGCUGCAGAAGUCUAUUCCAUCGCCGUCGUCUCGAGCUCGCUUUCUCACUCACUGA
Messenger RNA from Plasmopara halstedii, 717 nucleotides. RefSeq lists its product as uncharacterized. The record is from RefSeq and is a predicted model, not a curated record. The coding region runs from base 1 to 717 and encodes 238 amino acids. Lineage: Eukaryota; Oomycota; Peronosporomycetes; Peronosporales; Peronosporaceae. The transcript has 6 exons.